This is a messenger RNA of Papaver somniferum (opium poppy), 2355 nucleotides long. RefSeq lists its product as uncharacterized. The coding region runs from base 67 to 2355 and encodes 762 amino acids. The record is from RefSeq and is a predicted model, not a curated record. NCBI's taxonomy places the organism in Eukaryota, Viridiplantae, Streptophyta, Magnoliopsida, Ranunculales, Papaveraceae. The transcript has 8 exons.
AACACGCUUCUACAGAUAUUACAUAUUCAAGCGAUCCAAAAUUCAGGAUGGGGACGUUUAUUAGCCAUGGAAAUAGGAGAAGCAUCACACCCAGUGAUUGAUUAUCUUGUUGAACGUUGGUGGGAUACAACGCAUACUUUUCACUUCCCUUUUGGUGAAAUGGGAUUCACGCCGCUUGAUUGGGUAGUGUUGACAGGAUUGAGUAUUGGAAUUGGGGAUGAUGUUCCGUAUAACCCAGUCAAGUACAAAUUUGAUUAUGUCCGUGAGCAUGUUUUUCCAGAAAUAGAAGAACCCUUAGAUUAUGAAGAUCCCCCAAUCUCUGGAAAAAAACGCCCCCCGGCACAGUGGAUUUCAGAUGCAAUCACAAUUAAAUUUUUGACUACGUAUUUCAAAGAAGAUAUCUUGGUUGCAGCUAAUUUGGAUGACAAACUUGCAGAAAAAGUGGCGAGGGCCUUUUUUAUGUAUGUUUUGGGAAAUUUUUUCUUUUCCAAUGCAAAGAACUACAUUGAUGCGGCUUGGUUAGCUGCUUUUGAGGAUCUAAAUGCAGUUGAUAUGUAUGACUGGGGUGGUCCUGCUUUUGCAAAAUUGUAUGUGGCACUCAACGCAUCUGGUAGGGGACAGAAGUCAUUAACUGGGUCGUUCCAAAUAUUAGAGUUUUGGGGAUAUGAAUAUCUGGGCAUAUGUAGACCGUGCGACCCAACUAGUGAAGAAAAAUGGCCAAGAACUUCCCGGUGGAAAGCGAAGAAAAAGACUAUCGAUAUUGUUCACUGUAGGAAUGCGCUUAAUCAGUUGACUGCAGACAUCGUGACAUGGAGACCGUGGGAAUCCGCCAUUGGUGUUCUUGACUCUGAUGUUGGUCGCAGGGCUGUGGAGCUUUCAAACAAAAGGGUUAUAUUUACUUGGAUUGGCAAGAAUAUGUGGUACCUAGGAGAACGAUCUUGGAGGCAAAAUCAUCCUACUUUUGGAAUUCCUAGAAAUCCACCAUUUAAAAUUGGCGAGGUCAGUCAUGAGAAAGCAAAACUUGUGAAAGAAGCUGGAUGGGUAGAUGCAAAUAUGUUUGUGAAAGCUGUUUCAUAUAAUAUGUAUCUGCGAUAUUGGCGACAUGUAACUAACUUCCAUCAAUUCGUGACCAAAGUCGAUUGGGUAGUUGAAUUACACGGGGUUGAUGGUGACCGUGUUAAACACCUUAUUCAACGACCUGCUCAGCAUGUACCUAUUCCACCACCACAACAAUUAUCAUACCCUGAAGCUUAUAAUCUAGUUCAAGAACAUGCCGAUUUUAAUCGUGCGUUUCGCGAGUUUGUAUUAUAUGAAACGGAAGACAGGAUGAUACGUUUAAAGGCAAAAGAUGAAGUAAUACGAGGCCUUUCAGCUCGUAACAAUUACCUGGAGGAUCAGAUGCAAUUCCGUAUGCAACAAACGCCGCGUCCCCCUAUUGGAUUCGGCAGUUUUUCUGAAACUAUCCCACCAGCGGUGUGGGCUCCACCUCCGUUUCGCUUUUACUCAUCAGAUGAAGAUGCGGUUGCAUUGAGCCGAAAUAAUCUAGCAGUUAGUUUGGGAACUGCCAUUACAAGUAUGACAUGGUCUCAUACUCGUAUAAAAAUACCAAGAAAUCGUGAAGCCGGAGAUAUACUUCUCUGGAAUGACUACUUUUCUGACAACCCCACCUACCCAGCUAACAUAUUUCGUAGGAGAUUCAGAAUGCGGCGAGAAUUGUUCAACCGAAUAUUGGCAGAUGUAGUGUCUAGAAAUCCUUAUUUUGCUCAAAAAAGAGAUGCUUGUGGCAUUCUUGGAUUAUCCCCUCAUCAGAAAGUAACUGCAGCAAUCCGAAUGUUAGCUUAUGGAUGUGCAGCAGAUGCAAUAGAUGAGUAUUUACGCAUUGGAGAAACCACCGUUUUAGAAGCAACCCGUCGGUUUUGCAAGACGAUUGUGAUUGCUACUAUUGUGAUGGCCAUUAAACAACCAGAUACACCGAAAAAAUAUAAAUUUUCAUCGAUGCAAGAGGGAGCACGGAAAGAUGUAGAGCGUGGAUUUGGUGUACUGCAACAACAAUUUGCCAUUGUCAAACAACCUGCACGAAUGUGGAACCCGGAUGUGCUUGCCUAUAUAAUGAAAACGGUUAUUAUUUUACAUAAUAUGAUAGUGGAGGAUGAGCGUCUUCCCGGUGAUUGGCCACAUGAAUAUGACUCACGUAGCAGGUCGGAACCGGUGAAUAUAUCGAGGGUAGGUACUGAGGAACUUUCCAGAAUGAGAGCUGCACAUCGGCGUCAUGCUAUACACAAUAAAGAAACACAUUUUCGCUUGCGUCAAGAUUUAAUCGAACACAUAUGGUCAAAUUUUGGAGAUAAUUAUUAA